This is a messenger RNA of Callithrix jacchus (white-tufted-ear marmoset), 1342 nucleotides long. Lineage: Eukaryota; Metazoa; Chordata; Mammalia; Primates; Cebidae. The record is from RefSeq and is a predicted model, not a curated record.
CACCUGCCCCACACCUGCUCCAGUACCCUCUCCUGAGGCCCCAUUGCCCUUCAGCACCCCACCCUCCCAUCCUCUGGGCCCCUUGCUCUCAGAAGGCCCCAUGCCCUCAGUAGGCCCUGUGCCCUUGGUACUCCUGGACCUCCCACCACAGACAACUACCUAGGCUUUUCUGUCCCAGGCCUAGUGUCUGUCCCUCCCCAACUUCUUCCUGGCCCUGAGAACCCCCAGGCAAUCUCAGAUGAAGACCCAUCCUUGCCCCUUGUUGGAUUCCCCCUCCUACUAUACCACCAGAUGAAACUUUGGGGGGAGAAUGCCCAGACCAGCCUUUGUCCACUAUGAUAAGGAGGAACCAUCUGAGGUGGAGACCUCCCUGGAAAGUGACUCUGAGGACAGCAUGGUGAUUGUGCCCAAGGGGCUUCCCCCUCGCCACCUCCACCACCCUCAGGUGUCACAUCACCCCCUGUAGCCCGUUCUGGGCCACCAACAGGAGGGAGAGGAAGGUGGCCCUCCACCCCCAACCCUGCCUCCAGCUCUGCCUCCCCCUGAGUCUCCCCCAGAGAUGCAGCCUAAGCCAGAAUCAGAACCUGGGCUGCUGUCAGAAGUGGAGGACGCAGCUCUCACCCAUGCCCCUGAAGUGCUCCCCUCCCAGGGGGAGGUGGAGAGGGACGGGGGCAGCCCCACAGCAGGCCCACCUCCCCAGGAGCUGGUUGAAGAAGAGCCCUCUGCUUUCCCAACUCUGCUGGAAGAAGGGACUGAGGAUGGGGAUGACAAGGUGCAGCCCCCAACAGAGACAUCUACAGAAGAAAAGAUAGAGACAGAGACAGAGGCCGAAGCUCUCCAGGAAAAGAUGGGCAGAAGGCUCUUUGGAUAACUGCAGGACCAUCUUACCCAAGAUCAUGGCAACAAGGGAGAAACGCUCAUACGUCUGACAUAUAUAAGCCAAACCAGUGUCAUCUAAGAAGAUCUUCUGGAGGAUGAAUGUGGCAACUGUUUUAGAAAGUUCACUUCCAGAUUCCAUAAUUCGCAAACAUAAAGGGAUAAUUUCUGUUGUCAGUAAAAAGUUGAUUACUCCUUGUUCAUCUGUUUUCACCAGGGUCCCAAUAACUCCAAGGCUGGUGAGUCAAAGAUACUCAAAGGGACGUGUGUGCAAAAAAGGGGUACAAAAAAGUGGAUGUGUGCUGCAAGAAACGCUGACCUGGCUUCUGGAUGUGAUGCUACACAUUGCAGUAAUGCCAGAGCAUUGCAAACUCUGUUAAUUUGGUGUGCUGUCAAUGUGGGUGAAGGUCAGGAACAGAUUCUCACUUCUUACUUAGCUCCAGCAAAUCAUUUUCCCUCAUCUCAG